Molecule: messenger RNA, 624 nt
Organism: Aspergillus glaucus CBS 516.65
Lineage: Eukaryota; Fungi; Ascomycota; Eurotiomycetes; Eurotiales; Aspergillaceae
Exons: 3
Coding region: 1-624 (207 amino acids)
Source: RefSeq, a predicted model, not a curated record
AUGUCUACCAUGCGUUGCGCGGUCAGGAAUGGAAACAAGACAAAGCCGGUGAAGUCGAAAAACUAUCAUCGUAUCGAUGACUUCAAAUACCAGCAGAAACGACUCCGCGAGAUUCUGGGCUUCUUAGACCGCGUGGAGGUUGAAGGGCGCCAAAUACCCGAAACCCUUACAGACGAACAGUUCAACAGCCUCGGAAUUGAACUGAUUGACCUUGAUAUGAAGACGGGACAGACUCCUCCCUCGAUCACCCGAUACUUCCUACCCGCUACGGACGAUGCCUCAGGGGUCUCGAGCAGCGCUACUGACCCGAUCGAUGAUCGUUUUACCGAGUACAAUAAAAGCAGAGCGAAAAGGGUCUGUCUCGAUGAUUCUAGGAGAGGACGAUUGUUCUACGUUGGCCACAGCCUCGAUGUGAAAAGUGGAAGCGAAUACGGCGGCGCACGUCAUGCGCGUCGUGCCGUUCUUGCUGUGCUGAAUAGAAGGGUAGACGAGCACCGACCGUCGAUCGCUGAAUUGAUUGUACUUGUCAGCUGGAUGCUGGCAGCAACCCUUGUCUAUUGUUUUAUGCAGCCUGCUAAAGCGCGAGUCCUUUACGUUGAAAGUCGAGGCUACCAAAGCUCAUAA